Cuscuta europaea is the source of this 4655-nucleotide messenger RNA. NCBI's taxonomy places the organism in Eukaryota, Viridiplantae, Streptophyta, Magnoliopsida, Solanales, Convolvulaceae. The record is from the annotation of a GenBank genome assembly.
AAACACUAUUUCCUGCCCCCCCAAACGGACCCCUAAAAGUCAAGUGUUCUAAAGCGAGCUAAUCCUCUUUAAUCUGCAAAAGACCUCUGUGAUUUCAAAGCAGUCGCCCCUUAACCUCAAGCUCUUCGAUUUCUGGUCAGACUUGACAAGCUGAGCUGAAAUCAAUGGCAGGGUCUGGUAGUUCUAUGUUAUAUUCAUUUGUUCUUUUUGUGACCACCAUCUCACUGCAAGAACUGUUUAGAGCACAGUUAGCCUCUUCUGAGUUGUAUACUAUCCUUGGAGGCCUCACCAGUUCUUUCAUAUUCCUUACUUUGCUAACGGAGGAAUUACAGCAACUUCGUAUGAUGUUACAGUCUCUUAAUAACUCAAAUGGUUCUGGUCAUAGCUCUUUGGCCCUGCAAGGAUUUACACACGGGGAGGACGAUUGGAAUUACUAAACAAAGAGAUGGCCUGUACUACCUUGAUGCAUUGUUUGUCUCAAAACCUCCACAAAAAACUCUUACCACAAUCACAACCAAUACCAACACUAUUUGGCUUCACCACAAGUGCCUUGGUCAUCCCUUUUUUCAUGUCCUAAAAACCAUGCUUCCUAGUCUUUUUAGUAGUAUUGAUGUUUCUACAUUUCAAUGUGAUGUCUGUGAACUUGCUAAACAGUCUCGUGUAUCUUUUUCUAGAAGUAAUACAAUCAGUUGUUCUCAUUUUGAUAUUAUACAUAGUGGUGUUUGGGGCCCUGCGCCAAUUGCUAAUAUAUCUGGUGCCCGGUGGUAUGUUACAUUUAUUGACGAUUGUACACGUUUUAUGUGGGUUUUUCUGCUAAAAAACAAGAGUGAGGUGACUUCCAUCAUUCCUAUCUUUUGCAAUAUGAUUCAUAAUCAGUUCUCCGGUCACAAUAAAACGCUCCCGCACUGAUAAUGCUCUUGAAUACUUCAAUCAAACAGUUUCCUCUUAUUUCCUCUCAAAAGGCAUUGUUCAUGAGUCCUCUUGUCCGUACACACCACAACAGAAUGGCACAGCAGAAAGAAAAAAUCGCCAUCUCCUAGAAGUCAGUCGGGCUUUAUUGUUUCAAUCAAAUAUGCCUAAACACUAUUGGGGGGAAGCCACACUCACCGCAUGUCAUCUCAUCAAUAAAAUUCCCAGUCGGGUACUCCAAAAUAAGUCACCCAUUGAAUCUCUCCGUCACUUCUUUCCUCAAACCAGAAUUUCUUCUGAUCUUGAUCUAAGGGUGUUUGGGUGUACUGCAUUUGUUCAUAUUCCUCCACCUCAUAGGGGAAAAUUGGACCCACGAUCUAUUAAGUGUAUCUUUCUUGGUUAUUCUCCAACUUAGAAAGGAUACAAGUGCUAUAAUCCUACAACCAGAAAGACAUACACCAGUGCAGAUGUAACCUUUCACGAAGACACACCUUUUCACACUCCUACUUCUCUCCCUGUAUCCCAAGAUACUCCACAUCCUUCACCUCUACUCACCUAUACUAUUACAUCUUCUCCACCACAUACAAUCUCCUACCCUCCUAAGCCUUUAUCACCAGACAUCCCAUCACCACCACCACCGCCAUAUGAUCAUCCAUCACCUUCCUUAGAUGUGUCAGCAACCUCACCUACUUCCCAACAGUCUUCAACAUCACCUGAACCUCAAUCAAAUCCACCACCAGACCAUCCCAUUCCUACACCUACUAAAUCCACCACUCAUGACCCAUCUUCUCCUCUACCAGUGUACUCAAGGAAAAACAUGUUCACUCCAUUGUUGACGCAUGACCAAUUGGCUGACCCAGCUAAUGUCUCUUCUUCUCCACCAUCAUCUUCGCCAAUUGCUUUACGCAAGGGUGUACGUCAAUGUACCAAAACACCUCUAUACCCUCUUGCUAAUUUUGUUACCAUUGAUAACUUCUCUCCUUCACAUGCCUUGUUUGUUCAGAGACUUAAUGAAAUUCCCAUACCCAACUCUGUUUCUGAGGCAUUAGGAAAGAAAGAAUGGAGGGAUGCUAUGCAAGAGGAAAUUAGAGCUCUUGAAAAGAACCAUACUUGGGAUAUUGUGACUAAACUUCCUCGGAGGCAUGUUGUUGGUUGCAGGUGGAUCUUUACUGUCAAAUACAUGGCUGAUGGAUCUCUUGAGCGGUACAAAGCUCGUCUUGUGGCUAAAGGAUACACUCAGACGUAUGGGAUUGACUAUCAAGAGACCUUUGCUUCUGUAGCUAAGCUCAAUACUGUCUGUAUCCUACUAUCCUUGGCAUCUCACUUUGAUUGGCAUUUAUUGCAAUUUGAUGUCAAGAAUGCUUUUCUCCACGGUGACUUGCAUGAUGAGAUCUACAUGUACAUUCCCCAGGCUUUAAUAAAACAUCAACAAGUACCUCUACACAUGUAUGCCAUUUAAAAAAGCCCUCUAUGGUCUCAAGCAAUCCCCUCGUGCUUGGUUUGACCGCUUCACACAGGUUGUUCUUGCUGCUGGGUAUAAUCAAAGCCAAGGGGAUCAUACUCUUUUUUACAAACACUCUCGCCCAAAUGGAGUCACUAUUCUUUUAGUAUAUGUGGAUGACAUCAUUGUGAUGGGUAAUGAUCCAGUUGAGAAACAACGUCUUGAGGGGCAGCUGAAAUCCAAAUUCGAGAUGAAGUCUCUUGGCCCUCUAAAAUACUUUCUUGGAAUUGAAGUUGCUCGCUCAUCUGAAGGCAUUUUUAUCAGCCAACAAAAGUACAUUACAGAUUUGUUAAAUGAGACUGGUAAGUGUUCUUGUCGACCGGUUAAUGCACCUAUGGAUCCUAAUCAUAAGCUUGGACUUGCUACUGAUGAACCCAAGGUUGAUUCAUCAAUGUAUCAGCGCUUGUGUGGCAAACUUAUCUCUCUCUCUCAUACUAGACCUGACAUUGCCUAUGCAGUUAGUGUUUUGAGUCAGUUCAUGCAUGAUCCAAGGAAACCACAUCUAGAAGCAGUCUAUAGGGUUCUUCACUACCUAAAAGGAAGUCCAGGGUAAGGGAUAAUAUUCAGGAAGGGUGGGCAAUUAUCAGUCCAAGCCUUCACUAAUGCAGAUUAUGGUGGUUCCCUCGUUGACCGCCGGCCAACUACUGGUCUCUGUGUUUUCCUAGUAGGAAACCUCGUGACAUGGAGAAGCAAAAAACAGAAUGUUGUGGCACGAUCAUCUGCUGAAUCUGAGCUAAGAGCUCUUGUCCAUGGCUUAUGUGAACUUCUAUGGAUCAGAAUUAUUCUCUUAGAUUUACGAAUCAAGCGGAAAGGACCAAUGGAAUUGAGGUGUGAUAACAAAUCAACAAUCAACAUAGCUCAUAAUCCAGUCCAACAUGAUCGGACCAAGCAUAUUGAGAUUGAUAGGCACUUUAUCAAAGAAAAGGUUGAAGGAGGUCUGAUCGAACUAAGCUACACUCCCUCAGAAGAUCAAGUUGCAGAUGUGUUUACCAAACCUCUGCACAGUCCUAGGUUUCAGGGUCUUAUUGUCAAGCUAGGCAUGACGGAUAUCUACAAACCUAGCUUGAGGGGGAGUGUUGAUAAAACGAAGAGACAUCAUUAAUCUAUGAUUUAUUUUCCUUAUUAUUACUGUAAUUAUGUGUCUUUAGUGCUUCAGGUUGUAUUUAAUAGCUGCUGUCUUUUCAGUUCUCAAUCAUUUAUGUUUAGUAUUUAGACAGUCACCUAGGGUACUGAAUAGACUCUCUCAGGAUUCCUAUCUGUAUAAAUAGCUUCUGUACUUCCUGUAAAUGAAUUCAUGGAAAUAAUAUUCAGAAAACUUCACCAUUGAUAGAAUCCGGCACAAAUGAAAGCUAAAUAGUAUACGGAUAUACAAAUCUGAUCAAAAGGAGAUGAUAACAGUGUCUAUUGAUAAUGAAAGGUAAUCCGUAGGCAACAGGCAACCAGUCCGUUCGAGAAGACCACUCUCCAAGGCAACACUCAAUAUCAAAAUAACAGCCUCCUCUAUUAAGAUACCCCCUUUUCUAUUUAUAGUAUUAAGUCCAUGCAGGAACUAAAAUAGAUAAAGUGAUUCUUUAAUUGACCCCAGCCCCUUUAUUUCUCCUUUCAUACCCCUUAUCAAAAUACUGACUAGGUUGAUGCCUAACAUAGUCUGGCUGAAUUUGAUCAUUACACUUUCUAGCUUAGUUAGGCAAAGCUUGCUUAGCUUGAAUUGGUCAUUUUGUUCACAGUUCAUUGGAAAUUAUCAAGAGGCAAAUGGAACCAAGAGUGGAUGGGGCGCAGUUAUACUUGCAGAAGCAGUCGCUUUAGUUGCUGCUAGCACUGUUCAUCGAGUGUGUAUCACAACAUGCCUUUUAUUCUCUGUUGGGCUGCUAUAUGAGAUCAACAGACUCUCUGUGAUGAUGGCUGCCAAAGGUGAAAGUAAAACCAAAAGGUUCUAGUUGGGAAUUACAAACUGAUUGUUUUAGGAGCAGUGAAUGGUCGAGGAUGAGAUUGACACCAUUAUUUUGUAACCACUUGUAGCAUCCAACCUGGUGAUCUAUUUAUGUUACUUUCCAUCCGCUUGCCUGCUAUUAUUAUCAAUACAAAUGAUUUUCUUACAAGACUAGUAUAUUUCUAUUUUAUUGUGAGAUCACGACUAUUAACAAUUUAACAGUAUUAAGAUUUAAGACUGUUAGGUGAAGAUGCGCAAUUUCUAGGGGUACAAAUUCUUUAGAUAGUCUCCAAUAACAGCAGCCUUGGAGAAUCC